GUCAGCAAGUAGUGCAGUUUGUCUCUAAUUGAACUUCGCAAAAGCAAUCAACAAGAACUCGUUAGCAGUUGCUUGCUGUUUUUUGGGGGGUUUUAGCCUUCUUUAGACUGCUUCGUGCACUCAGUGGCCCCCUGGCCAGUACAGUUACACAUUGUAAAGUUAUUCAUGGAGCAGCUCAGAGAACACUGGAUCCGUAUAAGAGGACUAAAGUUCGGGUGCCUGUGACGCCUUGAAGCAUGGUGCUUUUGGAGAACUAUUUCAGAGUGAGGAAGAACACCGAUUCUGCUUAAAGAAAGGGACAGAAAGUGGUUUUGUAUGCAUAAGGUGUCGCAGUCGUCUGCACGAACUUUUGUGUGAACUUGGUGACUUCUAUUUGAAAUAGUUUCUUGGGACUGAGAUGACCUCCAGUACUAAAGACAUGAAGGCGGGUUCCGUUUUACAGUCCAGCGGCGAGGAGAGGCGGCGCGGUCCCUUGGACCAACUCCCACCUCCGGCAAAUUCCAACAAGCCUCUCACCCCGUUCAGCAUUGAGGAUAUUUUAAAUAAACCCUCAGUGAAGAAGUCGGUCGGUACUCUGUGCGCUCCGCGGGUGCUGGCGAAAGUGACCGGCUCGAGUGCUACUCGGAACGGGAUAAGCGCUCCCUCUUCUCCGUUAUGCGCUCUGGAGGAACUGGCAAGCAAAACAUUUAAAGGUCUAGAAGUCAGCGUUAUACAAGCUGCAGAAGGUCGCGAACAUCUCAACGCCUUCGGUCAAAGACAAGCCUCCAAAAAACGACGAAAGUCCCGCACAGCGUUCACAAACCACCAGAUUUACGAGUUGGAAAAGCGCUUUUUGUACCAGAAAUACCUGUCACCGGCCGACAGAGACCAGAUCGCACAGCAGCUGGGUCUGACCAACGCGCAGGUCAUCACCUGGUUCCAGAACCGACGGGCCAAGCUCAAGAGAGACCUGGAGGAGAUGAAAGCGGACGUGGAGUCUCUCAAGAAAAUCCCACCGCAGACACUGCAGAAACUGGUGACCAUGGAGGACACGGAAGACCCCCAUGGUGGCUCUGGGCCUAUUUCUCCCAGUCUUUCCCCGGGGGCCUUUCCACAGUCCCCGUCCUCAUCCAGAGGCCAAACCACAGACGAGUUCUCAGAGGAGGACGAGGAAAUUGAGGUGGACGAUUAAAAAAAAAAAAAAAACAGGCCCUUGUUUUCAGAAAAGGGUAUUUUACACAACUUUUGCACGGACUUAUGAGCGGAAGAACUUAAAAUGCAAGGAAAGUUUUCUGUCUCCCAUAUUUUUAAUUUAUUGAAUGGAUUGUAAAACCUCCGCAUUCUGAUGUCCACAUUGAAGACAUGGUUUAAGGAACACGUUGAUAGAUAAAUGGUACAGUAUCCAGACAGUGACAUGUGUAUGUACAGUGAUUUAUUUGGCCACUUGAUUUUCGAAGGACACGUGAGCAGUCGUUUACACCGUUCAACACACAUUUAUGACCGCUGUAAAACUAUAUGCCAAAAGCGAUUUCAAUUAAAAAUUCAGUUAUAUACAUAUAUAUAAAUAAUUCCAGAAUACAAGGCCCUCAAAGUGCGUGGAGACAUUUUCCAUAUUUUUAUGUUAAAUAUCCUGGCACAAUUCCUUUGAUUACAUGCAUUAUUAUCACAUUAUAAAAAAUGAGCGUUUAUGUCCAAAACGAUGCAAGGGCAAGAUUGUGUAUAUAACAAG
Messenger RNA from Xyrauchen texanus (razorback sucker), 1708 nucleotides. RefSeq names its product transcription factor LBX2. Gene Ontology annotation, molecular function: DNA-binding transcription factor activity, RNA polymerase II-specific; DNA binding. The record is from RefSeq and is a predicted model, not a curated record. Gene Ontology annotation, biological process: regulation of DNA-templated transcription. Lineage: Eukaryota; Metazoa; Chordata; Actinopteri; Cypriniformes; Catostomidae. The coding region runs from base 398 to 1171 and encodes 257 amino acids. The transcript has 2 exons.